UAUUUUUACCUCCUUUUCUCUAUUUCUUGCAGACAGAACAGAGCUGACAUAAAGAGCAGAAGACAUGGCCGUGGUUAGUGGAACUUACCGUAUGGUAUCGGAGGAGGAGCAGGCUCUCCGGGCCAAGCUGGAGCGUCUCACUGUCAAGGACCACGGGCCGGUGUUCGGACCCUGCGCCAGCCUGCCGGACCACACCAAGCAGAAGGCCAAGGACGAGCUGAACGAGACAGAUGAGAAGAAAGUGUCCGCGGCGAAGGAGCUGCGAGACAUGAUAAAGGAGAAGGCUGAUGGAGGGGACGACCUGGCCAAGGGUGUGCAGGACACGUUUGGGGAGAAACCAGACAGUAUGCUGGUCCGCUUCAUCCGUGCCAGGAAGUACGACGUGCCCAGAGCCUAUGACCUCAUGAAGGGAUACGUGCGUUUCAGGAAGGAUUACCCUGAGCUGUUUGAGAAUCUGACCCCGGAGGCCGUACGCAGCACCAUCGAGGCCGGAUACCCCGGCAUCCUGCAGAGCAGAGACAAGUACGGCCGCGUGGUUCUGCUCUUCAACAUCGAGAACUGGGACUAUGAGGAGAUCACAUUCGAUGAGAUCCUGCGUGCCUACUGUGUGAUUUUGGAGAAGCUGCUGGAGAACGAGGAGACUCAGAUCAACGGGUUCUGCAUCAUCGAGAACUUUAAGGGCUUCACCAUGCAGCAGGCGUCAGGAAUCAAACCCACGGAGCUGAAGAAGAUGGUGGACAUGCUGCAGGAUUCAUUCCCUGCCCGUUUCAAAGCUGUGCACUUCAUCCACCAGCCCUGGUACUUCACCACCACCUACAACGUGGUCAAACCGCUCAUGAAGGGCAAGCUGCUGGAGAGAGUGUUUGUCCACGGAGACGAGCUGGAAAACUACUACAAGGAGUUCGACGCUGACAUCCUUCCCUCUGAGUUUGAUGGAAAAAAUUCUAAGUACGACGGCAAGGCCACAUCCGCCAAACUGUUCGACUAAAACGUCCUCCUCCCUUCUUUUUCUGCACCAAACCCUGCAGAAUGUGGAGACUCAAGGCCCAAAUCUAGCUGCGUGGUUGUAGGGAAACAUGUUAUGAAGUUCAGAGGAUGUUGUUUUCCAGAAGCUCUGACAAAGCACAGUCCAACAGAAAGCCACUUACACUUAAAUUAUACCACGCUAUACCGGUUUGGUUGAAAAUAUGUAAAAAUGCUAACAUAAUUAAACAAAUAUUUAAACACUCUGGGUUGCCUUUCUGCUUUCAGUCUGCAAAAACAACACUUGAGAAUGGAAUCAAAUAAAACAUACUUUUACUAAACAAAAUUCAACAGUGAGCCAAACACACCAAUAAAAAACAAAGAUGGUUACAUUUAAAAGUGCUAUUUUCUACUGAUUUUUGCAGAAUUUAAAUGUAAAAUUGUAUAAAAUAUUCACAUUUAUCCGAAGAAAAGUGCUUCUCAUUCGUCUUUGAGGUUUUCCGUCUCUCACCUCUCUAUUUGUGCAUUGUUUGGACUGUAUUUCAGCCACACAGCUUGUUUUCUAAACUCUGGCAGGCUCCAGCUUUCUGAGUUUCCACCCUCUGCCCCCCUUCGUCUCUCCUUGAAGUACGAGGCUGAUAUUCAACAAGUGCCUGUCUCUCUCCCGUGUGUUUUUCAGUAUGAAUAUGAUGAAGUUUGAACCCAUCGUGCUUCCUGGUGCACCAAUAAGAAUGUCAAUAAAUGUACAAUAAACUGUAU
Messenger RNA from Eleginops maclovinus (Patagonian blennie), 1722 nucleotides. RefSeq names its product retinaldehyde binding protein 1b (gene rlbp1b). Bases 65 to 988 code for a protein of 307 amino acids. Gene Ontology annotation, molecular function: phosphatidylinositol bisphosphate binding. The transcript has 7 exons. Gene Ontology annotation, cellular component: membrane. NCBI's taxonomy places the organism in Eukaryota, Metazoa, Chordata, Actinopteri, Perciformes, Eleginopidae. The record is from RefSeq and is a predicted model, not a curated record.